GAGGAAACGAAAGCGUCUGGCAGGAAAACGGUCGUGUUUGUUGCCGCAGACAGACUAAUUUCAGGAGGUAGCUUCACUCCGCUUCUCGUAAAUCUGUGGCAUUUGGUGAACACCCCUAAAAGCAGCCAUGACAUCUAAAGGUGCCAAAGACAACUUUGUCACCAAGUUGGGUUUCAAAUCGAGCAGCUCGACCUCUAAAGCUGAGGCGGAGCUGGACAAAGUCAAGAGGGAGAAUGCUCACCUCAGAAAAAAAGUCGAUGAAAUGGCCAAACGACACAUCAAACCGCCUGACUCAGACAAAAGCAAGCUGCUUGAGAGGAUUCUUUCCCUUGAGACACUGAGAGAGAGAAACAACCAGCAGUUGCAUGUCAAAGAGCAAGACCUAGAAACACUGAGACAGCAGCUUACUGCUAGAGGAGGAGAGGUGGUAGCAUCACUGCAGGCCCAGCUGGAGCAACGGAGGAAGGAGGCUGAGCAGAGAGAUGUGUUGUUCCAGAACUUGUCACAGGAGACAGAGAACCUGAAAAACCAGCUGGUCACUGUUUCUACCAGGUGCCAAACUCUGGAAACACAGGUUGUGAAUGGACAGGUACCUCCUGCAGACGUGGCUUUGGUACAAGAUCAACUAAAAGAUGCUCUGGAGAAGAACCAGCAGUGGCUGAUGUACGACCAGCAGAGAGAGGCCUACGUUCAGUCCGUCCUCGCUCGCGUAAAAGAUCUGGAGCAGCAGCUACAAACCAAACAAAAGGCCGCUUCAGAUGCUCCUUUAGACUCAGCAGGUCCAGAAAAGGAAACUCAACUGAAGAGCCACUAUGAGCAGUUGCUUUUGGGCGUACAGAAAGACUUGGACUGCCAAAAAGAUUUGGUCAUUAAAACCAAACAGGAGCUGGAUGUGCAGAGGACACAGACGUUGAAUGCUCAGGCGGAGCUGCAGUCUCAGAAGGAGCAGGUCACCAGGCUCCGGGAGGAGACAUGCAGACUGCAGAGGAGGUAUGAGGACAAGAGCAGCGAGCUGUCAUCCUUUCUGAGGACGUACAACGAGAAGAGCAAAGAGCUGGAGGAGGCCAAGAUACAGCUGCAGGCCGAGCGGCUCAGCAACAGACAUGAAGCGUGUGAGGAGAGAAAGGUGUCGACUGAGCGAGCGGACAGGAUGAUAUCCGAGCUGGAGAGUAUGGACUUCCGACUGGAGGAGGAGAGGAAGAGAUCUGCUGAACUUCUGCAACAGGUUAAUGUGUUACAGCAGUCUCUACUGAGCCAAAGUGAAGAACAGAGGAGGAUUGCAGCUCUGGAGCAACAGAUCCAGCUCUCUGCCAAGGACUUUGAGAAUGAAAAGAUUGAUCGUCAGAGCAUGCAGCACCAGUUACAUAAGGUUCUGAAGGAGCUCCGCAAGGCCCGAGAUCAGAUUGCCAAGCUGGAGUCUGCUAAGCACACAAACGCCCGUUUUUCGGAGCCCAGCUCUUACAACAGCCUGGAGUUUGAUCGUCUGACUCUUGACGUCUCGCCCGGUCCGACAUCUCCCUCUAAAAUCAUAAACCUCCUGGAUGAGAGUUUCCUGGAGUGCCCCAAGUGUCGGGCCCACUAUCCCACCAGCCGCCACAGGGAGCUGCUGGCACACAUUGACUUCUGCUUAGCCUGAGUCCAGAUGUUUAUUCCCUGCCUGAGUGUAUGGAUCCCAUCUCUACCAUGAAGGUUAGCAAGGUAUCCAAGCAGAGAAAAUAAACGAUAUUUGAUACCUCCACUUGUUUAAAACUCCUCCAGGCCUCUACAUUUUAAAUAAAAAGGGAUUUAAAAAAAAAAAAGAUGACUGUUUGGUUAUCUGGUCACGGUAGAAUCUAGUCUUUGACCAUGGGUAAAAAGUAGAGAUGCACUGAUUGUGAAAAUCAGAACCCAUACUGAGGUUUAAAAUGACAAAUCUCUGACUCCCUAUUCCAACGCGGAUGUUUUUUUUAUUAUUCUUCGUGUCUGUUUUUCAAAUGAGAGAUGAGAUUGGGUGUGUUUGUUGCUGAUCUUUCCCAGAGAAACAAAUCAGAGUUUGUCCGACAGGUGACUUCUUCUCUGCCAACAGGGCUGAUACCGAUGUCAUCCGAUGAGUUUGUGCAUCCUUUUUAAAAUGUUAACUUCACUUCUUUUUUCGCCAGCUGUGGAACAACCCGACUACAUCACAAAGAACCAUUUAGAGAAAUUAAGAUCUUAAUUUGAGAUUAUUUGAUUUGUUCCGCUUUCAAUACCAACACUGAUUCCUCAAAAAGCUGUGUUAAAAACAACAAAGGUUGUUCAAGGAUUUAAAAAAAACAAAAACGUUUUAACUUAUCUAACAAAGCGACUUACCGUGAGUGCAGCGUCUGAACACGACUGAUUUCAUAACCGUGAUGGGUUGAGGUGUAUCCCCGUUUAAUCUUCUUCUCUUGAGCUAGAAUAACCUUUUUCUUAGGUAACACAGACGUGGUAUUUAAACAUUUAUUUAUUCAAGGGGGAUGAGGGACACUCCAAAAUGUUUAUGUCUGAAACUGCUCCGUAUUCAGUAAGACAGUUUAAAAAAAAAAAAAAAAAAAUCCAGUUCUAUAACCAUUAGGCCAAAGAUUGACAUUUACCGAACUAUACAAUUACCUUCCUUUCUUUGUGGACUUUUUAAUAUAUUUGUUGUAUCUUUUUUUGGGGGGGGGGGGCAUUGUAUUUGUUUUGUUUUCCUUUGAUGAAGCUCUUGUUGAAAUACUGUAGUGUGUACUUGAUGAACUUAUUUAUAUUUGGGUUGUCUUUAAAAGUAAGAUAUUAUUUUUCAAAUAAUUAAAGGUUUUAUUUUUCUGCAUUUGUUUUUUUUUUUUUUGGAUUAUCUGGGGAGUACAUUGUAUUUUAUUUGUAUGAAAGUUUACAAAGCAGCCAGAAAAGUGUUCCUCCACAGUGAGUUCCAGUAAUCAAUAAAACUGCAUAUCGGUUUAAAUAUUGGCGUCACAUUUGGAUUGUUUGAAUUAUACAGAGAAUAAGAAUCUCUGAGCAGCAACAAUCAGUUUGUGUCCAAACAGUCAGGCAAUCCUCGCUGAUCAACGUUGAGUGUAACAAUGACCAGGAUCUGUCUCCAACCCGAACUGUUCACUCACUCAAUUUGCCUAAACUCAACCAGACCUUUAGCUUUUCUUUUUUUGCAGCAGGGAGCUUAAUUGGUCACAUGGUGCCAGGUCGUUCAUGUAUUCUCCCGCUGUGUAAGUGAAGCUCACUUCUGUCUACACCUUGACUUUUCAAGCCUGCAGCCCUCUGAGGCUGGAAUGAGAUUGCAUGAGUUAAUUCCUUGUACUAAACUAUUUAAGGCAGGGGGAUUAGUGAAGGUGCCUUUAUUCCUGCAGCCUCGGUAAUGUGACUUGAUAGACUUAAAGACAGACGGACACUGCUACACUGGCAUAUUUUAAGGGCGCUGUUUUGUUUGAACUGAGGAUGUGUAUCUUUUAUAAAAUGGGAUCUCAGAAUCUAUUUUUGCUGUGUUUUAUAGUUGACUUUAUUUCAUUGUAAUCGUGGGCUCUAGAGUUGCUUUGCCUUGCACUGUACUGUACAAAAAUGUGCAAUAAAGAUGAGAAUCUCCUUCCAA
Messenger RNA from Labrus bergylta (ballan wrasse), 3577 nucleotides. It is a transcript of the gene cep55l, whose product is annotated as centrosomal protein 55 like. Gene Ontology annotation, cellular component: midbody. NCBI's taxonomy places the organism in Eukaryota, Metazoa, Chordata, Actinopteri, Labriformes, Labridae. Gene Ontology annotation, biological process: mitotic cytokinesis; regulation of phosphatidylinositol 3-kinase/protein kinase B signal transduction; establishment of protein localization. The record is from RefSeq and is a predicted model, not a curated record.